Molecule: messenger RNA, 22973 nt
Organism: Podarcis lilfordi (Lilford's wall lizard)
Lineage: Eukaryota; Metazoa; Chordata; Lepidosauria; Squamata; Lacertidae
Source: the annotation of a GenBank genome assembly
AUGCCUAGCCCUAGGAAUAGCCCAAAGAGUAGCCGUGAGAGACGGGCCCCAGGCAGCAGACUGGAGUUCCUAUCACUGACAAGUCAGAGGAGCUCAGCACCCCCAGAAAGCCCUUCUCAUCGCAAGGAAUCGACAGCCAGCGCUGGUCCUCCACAGGCUUUACCUGAAGAGGACUGCAUGAAGCUUAAUCCAUCUUUUGUGGGUAUUGCCCUGCGCUCCUUGUUGGCUGUUGAUCUUUGGGCCUCUAAACAGUUGGGGGUAUGUGCUGGAGAGAAUUCCCCUUGGGGCAGUGCUCGUCCUCUGAUGAAGGCUGUAGAGAUUUCAGGACAUGGCAUUCCUUGGUUGGCUGGCACAUUGUAUGGGCUCUGUAGAAGUGCCAGCUCAGCAGGCCGUGAGGUGCUGCUCAACCUGCUCUUUGGUAAGAGCUCCCUUUCUUAUCAAAGCUUUACCUUGUGUGGUCUUUGCUUCCCAUAUUUUUUAUCUGAUAACUGUGGGGAGUAGCCCAGCUGUCAGUGUAUCUGGGAGAACUGGGCGGAGAGAUUUCCCCCAUUCAUUCCAUCUUUCCCUAAAAUGUCAUUUAUGAAAAUGAUGUCCCAUUGCAAUGUUUUCUACAGACACGCUGGAAGCUAUCCCUAUCUGCAUUAGAAAGAUGUAUAUAACUAAAAAAAAUUUGGAGCUAUAAUGAUUGUAUUUGACAUACCAUUUACUAAUAUUUUUACCAUUACUUAUAUUUAUUAUGUCAUAUUUAAAUCUGAGCUUCCACUUCUAGAAAAUCUGGCUUGUGUUUGUAUUUCAGACAGAGCCCUUAUUCAGCCUUAGAGUGCAAGGGCACAAAGAGUGUUGUGGCCAUGACACUUGCCUUCAUCCCAACCUUCCUGUGCUAAGGAGGAAAUUACAUACAAUAUUAACUAUUGUUGCAACACUCCAAAACUUAGUUUGACAUAAAUUGUAUGGAUGUUGAUGCCAUGGUUCUUCAUGAGAUAGGUACAGUAGGCCAAUGGCCAUUUAUGAAAACGGUUUCUCCUGAUUUAGAUGAACCUGUACAGGUCUACCCAAAUGUUUCAUCCCAAACUAUGUUUCGUAUGUCAUCCAAGUGGAACCUGCUGCCAUUGGUUUUCCUAUAGAAGUCUUUUCAGGAACACGAAUAUGCCAGAAACUCCCCGUUUAUGUGCUUUGAAAGCAUGCACAACUGUGCACACAUGCAUUGUCGUGAACCCAGAUGUGAUUUUAAAAAUGACAAAAACAGCUGUAAAAGAGUGCAAGAAGGUUAAAAAAGGCGCGAAAACAGCUCCUAGCAAUCCCACAGGGCAGGGUGGAUUUGAUUUAAAUCAAAUCAAUUUAAAUCACUAGUCAGUAAGACUUGAUUUAAAUCAUUUUUUUACAGAAAGACUCAUUCUUGCUGGUAUAACUUUAAUAUUUACAACCAGAUGAAGGUUUCAUUUUUGGAAUAAUAAAUUUUCAGAGUGGUUUUUACAGUUACUGUAUAUCAAAAAUUACUGAUUUGGUUAUACUAUUAGAAACACAUAGACAGAUAAUUAUGAAAUUAUUGUGAGAUUUAAUAAGUUAACUUUAUAUUUGGACAACGUUUCUGCUGUACUUUACUGGAAGGAGAAAAAUAAUCAUUUCCUUAAUAACAAUUUAAACAAUUUAUUUAACUAAAACAAUAACAUUCUAGCAUAUGUAUCCAUAUUUGUUGAACGGUUUUUUUAAAAAACCACUUAGACUGGGUUUUAGCACACAUGAAAGACUUAAAACAAAUCCUUAUUUCCUGAUGAAUAGCCUUUGGACUACAGUGGUACCUCAGGUUAAGAACUUAAUUUGUUCUGGAGGUCUGUUCUUAACCUGAAACUGUUCUUAACCUGGGGCCUUCUGUUCUUAAUGGGGCCUCCUGCUGCCGCUGCGCCGCCACCGCGUGAUUUCUGUUCUCAUCCUGAAGCAAAGUUCUUAACCCGAGGUACUAUUUCUGGGUUAGCGGAAUCUGUAACCUGAAGCGUCUGUAAUCCAAGGUACCACUGUAUAAUGUAACUUAAAUAGAAAACUAUCUUUAGAAAGAUUUUUCCUCCAAAAGCAUUUUAUUUUAAAAAUCCAAUUGAAAUAAAAAAAAUCCCACGUGGGAGCUGGUGUGGUUCACCCCAGUGAUGGCUAGCCCCAGUGACCUGAACCAUGCCAAUCCCAGUAAGCUAAUGUAGGGCCCCUUGACCCAGUGGCCCCGUCACAGCUGGCAGCCCCGGAACAAGAGCCAAAACCAGGAACCCUUACCGAGGGACACCCCAGACCACAAUGCAUACGCAGGCAACCGGCAUACCUUGAUGACUACAACGGGAACUUAGAGGGGAGGGGUGUUACGUACUAAGCUUGGAUCCUAGAACCAUAGGCAUGUAGGAUCCUAGAAUGAAACAACCUGAUUGGCCUGCAGGAGCAGCCCAAUUAGACCCCAGGAGGAAGUUAAUCAGCCUAUUAGGCUGGUAGGAUAUUAGGAUGCAACAACUCAUUGGCCAGCAGCAGCAGCCCAAUCAGGCUCCAGGAGGGAAAAAUAAUCAGGUGGUGCUCAUUGUGUAAAAAAUGUAUAUAAAGCCUGAGGUUUUUGGAGGAAAUUCAAUCACUGUUCCUAUGAGCUGAAAUAAAGAGCAGGAAAUUACUAUUCAACUAUUUCAAGCAAAUUGGUUUGGAGGGAGUGAUCAACAUGAGUUUGGUGGAAUUUUGGGAGGAGGAGGUUCUGAAGGAAUUUGGGUUGUUUUUUUGAGGGUUAUUUUUAGCCUUUCUUUGAGAUGGCACCUAAACACAUGGCAUUGUAAUCCUCCUUGGGUGAUGGCAAACCCAAGAGGUGGAGGAGAAAUUGGAAGUGCUGGCCUGUUUACGGGAUGGCAUGAGAACGUGUACAAUGGAUGGCAGAGUUCUGGAAUGGUUGUCCUGCAUGUCUCAGGAAUCUUGUGUAGCGCAUGCAUGUCCUCUUUAUGGAGAAUGGUUAUGCUGUUCAUGGUAAAAUACCGUGUACAACAUUGUCACAAUCACCUGCCCUUGAAUGAAGUAACGAUGACAAUUACUUCUAAGAUUAUUUAAAACAUUUGAGAAAACAUUGUACCUUGGUUCUCGAACGGAAUCCGUUCCGGAAAUCCGUUCGACUUCUGAAUAAGUUCGAAAACCAAGGCUUCUGAUUGGCUGCAGGAGCUUCCCACACUCAAUCGGAAGCAGUGGAAUUUGUGUCAGACAUUCGGGUUCCAAAAAACUUUCACAAACCAGAACACUCACUUCCAGGUUUGUGGCGUUUGGGAGCCAAAACGUUUAACUUGCAAGGUGUUCGAGAUCCAAGGUACGACUGUAUUAUGAAUUUUUGACUUUUUUCAUAACUAAGGUGUUCUUUCAUUACUGAUGGCUGUCAUGGAAUACAAUGGCUGUAGGCUAUAUCAUCAGCUAGAGUGGUAACAACAAUUUAAGCAGGGACAUACUGUUUUAAACCAGGCAUGUUACCUCAACAGAGAUAUGAUCAAUCAUUGAUCAGUGUCAGUUAACAGGCUAAAUGUAGAAAAGAGACCAUUCUUCUACUUCCAUGAACAAUUCAAUUUAUACAUGAAAUCUAAAAUAUAAGAUUCCCCCCUGCCCCAUUAUAUACAGAUUUUGGACUGUUUCUUCUGCAGCUUUUCAAUGAUGCUCUCAAAAAUUAUUUGAGUACAUUAUGGAUCUUUUCUGGACUAUUUGAGCCCUUGUGGGCAAAGUAGAACUAUCAAAUUGGAUAGUAGAUAUUUUGGGUUAUUUUUCACAUAAUAAAGACAGGGAACCAACUGAUAAUUUUUUUGCCAACUGAUAAUUUUACUAGGGUUAUAUGGAAAAAUAGGCUACCUCAUGUAUUCACCUGGUAAUGCCCAGAGAUUAGUAUAGGCAUUCUACACAAGUCACUUUGUUUAUUAGGUCCAUGCAGCUCAAGGUUCUCAGAACUCAAAUUAUUUUAGGGUUGGGGAACUAUGACUAGGAAACAAAUGUAAGUUUGUAAUAUUGGUAUGAAACCAGCCAUGAAUUCUGUGGCACCUUAAAGGCAAAUCAAAGUACUAUGUUCUGAAUCUCCUUGAAUCUGAUAAAUGGGUGUUAGAUAACAGAAAUUCAGUCUCUAAGCUUUGUUGUUUACCAAGUUGCUCUUUAAAAUGUCUGAAACCUCUUUAUUCACCUUGUCUCCCAGCUCUGAUCCUUGAUCUAAUUUUGGUGGCAGCGGUGAAAGGAUUGGUAAAGCGAAGGCGGCCAGCUCACAACAAGAUGGACAUGUUUGCCACGGUGUCUGUGGACAGGUAUUCAUUUCCUUCAGGUCAUGCGACGAGAGCCGCCAUGGUCUGCAGAUUUAUUCUACAUCACCUUGUCCUGGCUGUCCCUCUGCGGGUGCUGGUGGUACUUUGGACCUUCAUAGUGGGAAUUUCCCGAGUCAUGCUAGGCAGGCACAAUGUAACAGAUGUGAUAUUUGGGCUAAUCAUGGGCUACAUGCAAUACAGCCUGGUGGAGUACUUCUGGUUGUCACCUGUCAGUGCUCCUGUUCUUUUUUCAUUGUGGAGUUGAUGGCCUUGUCUGCCUGAACACAAGCAAUAAAAAUGAAUAAAGCUUCAUAUGGUCAGCAAGAUAGAUGGGCAGGACCAGCAAGAUUCCUCUUCAGCGGGUGGGCGGGCUGCUUAGGUUCAUCUCAUAAGGGUUGUUUGGUGCCGCCUUGUUUUCUGAACGUGUUGCUGGGCUGGAGCAUGGACCAACCCAUGAAACUGCACAAACCAUCCCAUAGUAAAACUUCAUUUCCUUGUAAGAUUAGAAGCAAUACUGUUUACAUCAGGCAAUUAUUAUGUCAGAUGACUGACAGAUGAGUGGUCCCGCACACCUCUCAAAAUCGAUCCACAAGGGUGGAGAGAUAAAGGUCUGGCCCAGUAGGCCAAAAAGCUCCCACCCACGCUACCCCUCGCUGUAAACUGAUAAAGAUAAUAUGUCACAUAAACCUCUGUAUUCCAAGUAAGUGGUAGAUAUGAUUUUGUGCUAUAGGUGUCUGGUAGUUACUGUGUAAGCUGUACAUAUUCCAACUGGUAUUGAUAACUUGCUUUUGCAAUUGUCACAAUGGCUAUUUGGUUAUUCUAGCAUAUCUCAAAUUGUAUUCUGCCAAACGCUGGGGUUCAGCAAAGCAGCCCAAGAGAUUCCGCAGAGAAGACUGUAAUAAUAGUUGACAAGCAUGCACAAUGUGUGAUUUCGAUGGAGCUGCAGCCAUGGGGAUUAAACAUACCAAAGCAGUUGUCCUGGGAAUCCUUUCCCCUUAUUUCCUUCCCUUACCAUGCUUUCCACAGGCGGCAUGGACAGAAUGGCAUUGCUUCCUUGGCUUUCCAACCCUGUGCAUUGUUGAGAGUGACUGAGAGAGGGCAGCGUGCAGCUUGGUGCAGUGGGUGCAGCAGAGAAGCCAGUUUGCCACAGCCCACUGCCUGCCUCCUGCCCUCUCAGGUCUUAGUAACCAGCAGCAGUCUGCAGCAUUAGGAAGCCAGGAGAGCAAUGCUGGUCUUUCACGUUUCUGCUUGUCCUGCUGCUUUUCCCCAGGAAACCCUGCUGUUUGCUGCUGAAUCAGAACAAACGUCAGUCAUUUUUUUCUGUGGAUUGAUGAUUGUCCAAUUCAGUGGUAAAUGGUGGGUUUUCCAGGGAAAGCAGCAGGGCAAAUGAGAACCUCAGACCCGUGCUUUCUAAGCACAGAACAAGUGGAAGUGGACGAGCCCUGAGUGUGAUGGUAUAUUCUCAAGACUGAAGUGCCUUUGUGCUAUUCUAAUGGCAGGAAGUAAAUGGAAAUGGGUUCUAGGAACAUUGCUUACUCAAACUGUACUUAAUACAGACAUGGUCCCACCUGAACAAUCAAACAGCUUUAUGGAGGGACAGACUUUUUGCAGGACAAGAAUAUGGCUGAAGAACCCAGCACUUCAUGUUUUGCUUUUCAAAACUCGAACUUUGUGGUAGGAAGGUAGGACUUCAAUGCAGCUUUAAAUAAGACUGCUUUCUUAACUCUACAAUAUUAAUCAGAAGCUGAUGUUAAUCCAGGCAUUUGUUGCAGUGUUUGCCUGCUGUGAGAGUCUUAUCAUAAUUUUUAGUAUAUUCAGUCCUAAAUGCAGCCUUGUAAGAGAAACUGUGAUAUCCAGCCUUUUAUCUGACUCCCACCUCAUGAACUGUAGCUCAAGCUAUGGUAUAGCUCAGGUGUGGCAAACCUGUUUUGGCCUGAGCUCCACAUUCACCCUUGGCCAAUACUUGGGAAUUGAACUGUACUAAACAUACAGACUACACACCAUAGACAGAUCAGCUGAGGAAGCAGGUUAUUGUCUUCUCCCCACUCUCUAGAUCAUUACUCUAAUGGGCAGGGAAGAGACCAUUUGCUUCCUUCUUGUAGUGCAGAGAUGGGCAGAGAGGUUUAAAACUCACUGCCUGGUACCUCAAAAGGGGUGAAAAUGGCUCUGCCCCAUUUUUACUUGGCACAGGGUUUUUUUUCACCAGAGGAGCUGUGUAACAUUGGGUUGAGGGGUUAGCAAGUCCCUGGGGAAGGCUUGGAAGGCUGGAUCCAGCUCAAGGACAGGCAGAUCACUGCAACUGAUAUAGCUGAAUCAAGCGCAAUAAAGUAUAUUUGGCAAACACAUUUUUUUGCUCAAUGCACCAGCACCCCAUUGUGUUUGAUCUGGAGUUCAUUCUGUGUGUUUGCAGCCAGUUUAGAAACCUUGACAAGUAAUUUAAAAAAACAAACAAACCAGCAGUAGUGUUAGUCACCAAACUGUUAACUUUGGAAUUCAAAAGUGUCUUAUGUAAGCCUACCUUCAUCAGUCUAGAAAUUAGUUUUGUUGUUGUUGCAAAGUUACUUGAAACAAAUCCUAUAUAAGUUUACAGUGUUUUCACUAGCCUUCUGUUUCACUUUUGUGCCAUUCUGUUUUAAAAGUGGAUUUUCUGUAUAAGAACAUAAAACAAGCCUGCCAAGGGCUCAUCUAGUCCAGCAUCAUGUUUUCACAGUGGCCGGCCAUAUGCCUGUGAGAAGACGGCGAGCUGGAUAUGAGCACCACAGCACUCUGCCCACCUGUGGUUCCCAGCAGUUCUGUCUACGAUGCACAUUGUACUCUUACUCUGUUCGGUUGUAAUUCUCCAUGCUCGCUGGGCAUUCGACUCUGAAACUAUUGUGAGUUGUUGCUAAACGCUAGUUUUCCUGGAGCAUAGAUCAAUAAAAUAUUAUCCUUGUCUGUGCCUUUCCAUGACUUAACCUUGUGUUUUGCCAAAUGCAAGUGUUCUUUUGGAUUCAGUGGCAAUAAGAACAUCAGUGGAGAGAACUUCAGUGCUUUUAUGAAGUAGCAGACUUCAUGCAUAAUAAAAAGCAGUGAAAUAGCCUGUAAGCAGAAUAAUGCAACAUAAGCAAGAUUAGACUUGCCCACUGGGGGCUGCAAACAAAGAUGCCAAUAUGUAGCAUCUAUCCAGUCAGGGCCCACAUCAAGACACGUUGGUCAGGCUCCAUCUGUCUGGGAGACUGAUAGACUUCAGACUCGCAGUGGCUACAUGCUGGCUGUCCUGAUACCUAAAUUACUCCCACUUGUCAGGGAAGAUGGGCCCAUAGCCAGGGGCUAGCAGACUUAAUUCUGCAGCUGUGCAACUGCUGUCAAGCGCUCAGCCUCUAGCAGACCCACGAAGGGAUCUUCCCACAUCCUACCAACACUUAUCCCUGAAGCACAAAUAAUAAACCAGUAACAUAAAGCAAUCCAAAAACACUUUAAAGGUAAAGGGACCCCUGACCAUUAGGUCCAGUCAUGGCCGACUCUGAGGUUGCGGUGCUCAUCUCGCUUUAUUGGCCGAGGGAGCCGGCGUACAGCUUCCAGGUCACGUGGCCAGCAUGACUAAGCCACUUCUGGCGAACCAGAGCAGCACACGGAAAUGCCGUUUACCUUCCUGCCGGAGCGGUACCUAUUUAUCUACUUGCACUUGGACGUGCUUUCGAACUGCUAGGUUGGCAGGAGCAGGGACCGAGCAACGGGAGCUCACCCCGUUGCGGGGAUUCGAACCACUGACCAUCUGAUCAGCAAGUCCUGGGCGCUGUGGUUUUAAUGGCGUCCCAUUAGAAACGUGGGGUUUUUUUAUUGACACAUCCUAGAAACACUUUAGGAUGUGUGAAUAAGCAUGCCCAACCUAUUUCAUCAAAAGUUGUUCUGCAGUUGGAAUGCCCUGCCCUUGCCUCAUGAAGGCCAUUAAUAUUUACUGUCAAUGGCAUAUUCAUGAGAAAACAUGUCACUUCCACUUUAGUAAAAGCUCAGCUUGGCAGGUCUUAUGAGUUUAAGUAAAUUUCAGACUGUUCAGUAAGUUAUUGUACAAGUGCAGGGUAGUGCUCAUAUUGUGUGUUUGGUAUUGUUGCAGUUGGAGAAUAUUACAAACCAUGUAUAUGUAUUUAUAGUCUGUAAAGUAUAACGGGUUGCCAGAUGAUAAUACUGCGACGGUGAUUCUCUGAUUGCCUUUGUCUUCUAGUGUGUACAUGUUUUAACAGCUUUUGCUGGCAAAUUUAGCCACACUGUAGAUCUUAGAGGUACAGUGGUACCUCGUGUUACGUACCGUCCCCUUUACGAAUGCUGUGGGUUACAUGCUCUGCUAACCCAGAAGUAGAUGCCCCUUGUUGCGACCUUUGCCCUGGGAUGUGAGUGGAAGUUGCGUGCUGGUGGCGCAGCAGUGGGAGGCACCAUUAGAGAAAGCAUGCCUCAUGUUACAAGUGGUUUCCUGUUACGAACGGACCUCCAGAACAGAUUAGGUAGUAACACGAGGUACCACUGUACCACUUAAAAUGUAGCAGACAGUUGCUCUUUCUGGCAUUAGCUUUCAUUGUGGUUUUUAACUACUGGAUGGUGUGUUCAGUUACAUGCUGCACUUUUUUCCUGUACUGUAUCAAGUACAACUGGGCUUCAUAUCUCCCUUUCAUAUUAAAAUGUUGAGUAUUUACUCCAAUGUUUUUCUGGUUCUUUCAGUAUAUACUUCAUAUAUACGUACAUACAUCUGCAACAGCCAGGAGCAAUAAGUAGAGCAACUGAGUGGGGUCAUUGCCUUUGUCCCUGCUACUUCCUUUCUGGGCUUCCUUUUGUUCCCUCCUUCCAUGAAAGUGGGGCAAUGAGUCAAAUGUCACGGUGUUUAACAGGAAUUGUUUUUGUUUCAAAUUUAUACCCCACCUUUCUUCCAACCAGAACUUUCCCCCUUGUUUUUCCUCAUUGGGAAGAUGUUUUAAAUCAUUGGGACAUGGGUGGCGCUGUGGUCUAAACCACUGAACCUCUUGGGCUUGCUGAUUGGAAGGUUGGUGGUUUGAAUCUGCCUGAGGGGGUAAGCUCCCGUUGCUCUGUCCAGGCUUCUGCCAACCUAGCAGUUCAAAAGCAUACCAGUGAAAGUAGAUAGGUAGGUACUGCUCCGGCACGAAGGUAAACGGCGUUUCUGUGUGCUGCUCUGGUUCACCAGAAGCAGCUUAGUCCUGCUGGCCACAUGAUCCGGAAGCUGUCUGCGGACAAAUGCCGGCUCCCUCGGCCUGAAAAGUGAGAUGACCUUCGCACCCCAUAGUCACCUUUCACUGGACUUAACCGUCCAGGGGUCCCUUACCUUACCUUUACAAUCAUGUAUUUGCACAUAGGCAGAUCCUAGAGUAACCCAGUCCACCCUUCCUAUGUCACCUUUGUCUACAGUCUUCCGAACUGCAGGAUAUGUAGAUUACCUGAACACCAGUGAAGAUGUGAGGGUGAAAAGGUGUUUUUCACAAAUUGUGUAUGAAUAGAUAAUAUUAAAGGUAUUCUUUCAAUACAGUUGGUUUCAAGCUCCCCAGACUAUCAAACAACAACAUGCAUUCUCCUAAUGUUCAGGUAUAUGCUGAAUCUCUUACAGAAUAUACAGUAUGUGAUUUAGUAAGAUGUUUUUAAGUCACAGGAAUAGUCUGUGAGAACCAAAUGCGAUCUUAUUUUAUAAUUGCUUAUAUAUUUAGUAUGUUUGAUGGGUCUGAAUGCAGUUAUGAAUGGAUAUGAAUGGCUGAAGUAUGAAUGAGAACCAGAGGGUCGGGUUCUGAAGAACCAAGGAUAAAGAUAUCACUGAAUUACAGAUAUAGAACUGAUUGAAUUAAUUACUUUCCAAAGGAUUAUUGAAGGUGGGAAACGGGAUGGAUAAAAAUGGACUGAGGAAGAACCAUUAUCAGACUUUUAAAAUAGGAUGGACGGAAAUGGACUGAGAGAAUGAACCAAACUCUUGAAUACAGUGGUGCCUCGCAAGACGAAAUUAAUCCGUUCCGCGAGUGUCUUCGUCUAGCGGUUUUUUCGUCUUGCGAAGCAACCCUAUUAGCGGCUUAACGGAUUAGCGCGAUUAGCGGUUUAGCGGCUAUUAAAGGCUUAAAGGCUUAGCGGAUUAGCUGCUAAAAGGCUAUUAAAGGCUUAGCAGCUUAGAUAAAGGGGGGGGGGAAGUGAAAAAAAAAUCUCAAGACUCGCAAGACAUUUUCGUCUUGCGAAGCAAGCCCAUAGGGGAAUUCGUCCUGCGAAGCAACUCCAAAACGGAAAACCCUUUCGUCUAGCGGUUUUUCCGUCUUGCGAGGCAUUCGUCUUGCGGGGCACCACUGUAUUGAAUAGAUUGAUGAACAGUGAACCAGUUUCUGGACUGUGUAAGACAGGGUGAGCAGUAUGACAACAUGUCUGGAUGAAAUAAUGGACAACCUGAGAACUAAAAAUAUGAUUAAGACAAAUUGAAAUACAGUGGUACCUCGGGUUAAGUACUUAAUUCGUUCCGGAGGUCCGUUAUUAACCUGAAACUGUGCUUAACCUGAAGCACCACUUUAGCUAAUGGGGCCUCUCGCUGCUGCCACGCCACCGGAGCACAAUUUCUGUUCUCAUCCUGAAGCAAAGUUCUUAACCUGAAGCACUAUUUCUGAGUUAGCAGAGUCAGUAACCUGAAGCGUAUGUAACCUGAAGCAUAUGUAACCUGAAGCAUAUGUAACCUGAGGUACCACUGUACUUUAUUGUCACUUGUACAACUUGUAUACAGUGAGAUUACACGAGCACCCCCCACUCAGCUCACUUAGUCUUAAUUCCCCUUGUUUACUGACGCACACCUACCAGCCCCAAAAGUCAGUUGCUCUGUUGUUAUCUUUUCAUUCAGCAGCCUAACAGCCCACGGAUAGAAGCUGUUCUUUACCCUGCUGGUGCAACUAAUCACGCUUCUAUAUCUUCUGCCUGAGGGCAGGUUUCCUCACUCUCCUGAGGCAACGUUCUUCUGCUAUUUCAUCCAGCAGAUUCACAGGACAGCCCAUAAUAUCUUGUGCUGCAUUCACCACCGUCUGUAGACACUUCCUAUCAGUUGAUUUCAAACCAGCAUAUCACACCGUGAUGCAGUAUGAAAGGACGCUUUCUAUCGUGGACCGGUAGAAGGAGAUCAUCAAAUGUUGAUUGACAUUGUUCUUCUGCAAUACUCUGAGGAGAUGGAGUUUCUGUUGGGCUUUCUUAACCACCUGGGUUGUAUUUAUUUUCCAAUUAAAGUCUUCACUGAGAUAAACUCCCAGGAAUUUAAAGGAAGAGACUCUCUCCACACAGCCCUCCCCGAUGUACAGCGGGGCUAGUUCUCUUCUCUUCCUCCGAAAGUCCAACACCAUCUCCUUUGUCUUGCUGAUAUUAAGGUGCAAGUUGUUCCCUAGGCACUAUGUAGAUAUUUUUUGGACCUCCCCUCUAUAUGCUGAUUCGUCUCCACCUGUUAUUAACAAAUGACUGUUCUUGAAAGAAAUGACUGUUCUUAAAGAAGACAUGUUGGAAGAAACAUAUUAUUCAUAAGGACGGUGACAACACGGUGGAAACUAGACUGUUUGAAACAUGCUAUUCAUAUCUAUCUAAGGAAUCAAACAUGUCGGAAACCAGACUGUUUUCAGCUAUACCUAUUCAUGUCUAUUUGAGGAAUAAUCAUGACAACGGCUAUCACUUGGUCCAACCCCCUUCAAUACAAGACAAUGUAGCCAUAUGGAAACUGAGCCUAUAUAAGAAGCUGGAAAGCCUUGGGAACUUUGCGUGCUGUCCUACCUGCAGGAGGAUGCCGUCCGAUGGCCCUUAGAAGAGACUGGCCAUCUCUUCUAGUGGGUCCAACCAUCUGGUAGGUAUGUGUGUAUGAAUGAAUGAAUGAGUGAUGAAUGAUUGAGUCCUUAUUGGUUAUUACUUGUUAAUCAAUAAAGGAUUGUGAUCUGAAGAGAAUUGUGUCAUUUUGUCUUUCUUGAAAAUGCUCUGAUAAAGGUAAAAUAACUCUUUUCAUGACAAAGAGACAGGAUUAUUGGGCAUUAGUGAAUAUUAGAAUAAUGCAGAAGCUUGAGAGGUUUCUACAUCAGUCAGAUGAACUCUCCGUAUUCCUAUUCCUGACAAAAGCAUAUUUGUACUCUACAGGAUCUAUUUCACCUAUUUUUCUGGUUGAAGUAAAUGAACAAGGCAAGUAGGCUUCCAUCCUGAUGCAAACCUUACAUAGAAAGGCCAGAUAUAUGCGCUAUUGUAGCAGUGCAAGUCACUGUUAUGGUGGCUGACAAAAUAUCCUAUACAUGUCUACUUGGAUGUAAGCCCCAUUGACCCCAAGAUGAGUGUGCGCAGGGUUGCAGCCUAGGUAAUCCAAAACAGAACACAUCUAUGGCCAUUGAAAAUGUUUUUGAAGGGAAAAUGCCCCUUUGGCUUCAAAUCCCUGCUUGGAGAAGCUUUGAAUUCUGAAAUGAUUAUCUGUAUUCCUUUCUCCAUUGGCACAGCUGCCACAGCAUGCAAAUCCUCUCCUGUGCCGAAGAUGCACUUAUGAGUUGAAGCUGCUGAUGAAGUAUUUCUCCAUCAGCACAGAACAGGUUGCUCCUGAACAAAUGCGUAUUUAGUCAGGUAGGGAUUUGCUCAUAAUUGGUGCUUGUGCACUUCUCACAACUGUGUUUCCAAAAGCAUGAGAUCAUGUUAGUUAUCCAUAAACUACAUUCUGACAUAUCACAGUGGUUGUGUGAAUUGCCCCAAACCGUAUUAAAUAUUUUUCAGCAUUUUGUGAAUGUUCUUACCUUAAUCUGUGCUGAUAAAGCCCACCCAUUCACUCCUUGUGAAGCAAGCGGGUGAGGCAAGCCUUGGGGCAGUGUAGCCUCAGCCAGAGUGAACGGCGUUAGCAUUUCUUUCAUGUAAAGCACUUGAAUUCUACACUUCAGCCCCCCUCUCCCCGGAGCAGCUCGAGAGCUCCUUCCGCUCUUGAGCAAUGGCCGCUUCCCGCCUCCCUGGCGCUGGGGCGGGCGGGCAGCGCCCUUUGUUCCCGGCGCGCCUCCCGCCCUCGGAGGGGAGCUUCGCCCACACGGGAGCCUUUCUGAGGAGAGCCCAGAAACCCCGACGCUUUUCCACAUCGUGGAGCUGAAAGGUUUCAGGUCUAAAAAGUGAGGUUUGUGAAACAGGAAAGAAAAAAGGGAACGUGCUAGCAGCGACCUUAAUAAAUUUUCGAGCACGACCCGGAAAACUCACCUGAAAAAUAGGUAACCUCUUUUGUCUCAGUUGGGCAGGAUUUCAUUGAAUACAUUAAAAAAGAAAAAUUACACUUGCCUCUUCUGCAGGCCUCUCAGUUUGGGCUAAGUAGCAUCGAUUUGGUUGGGGAAAAUUCCUGGUGUUAAAAAGAGCCAUUUAUUCUUGGUACUCCUUGUGCCUUUGACGGCUCAGCUCUGGACUUGUGUUUCUGUGCAAGCUUCAAGCCAUGGGCCCCACUUCCGGGUCUCUCAUUUUCCAUGACGGUGCUCUCCUCUUACCACCUCCUCUGUGUCUUAUCACAAAUAUCCAGAUAACCAGCUUUAUCAUUUUUUCUUGUGAAUGUAACAUCUCAUGCCAGCCUUGGUUUGGUUUGGUUUUUAUGUGUUUUAUCUCAUGAAAUUUCAUUUUGUUAUUUGGAUUCUAUGGAUAAAAUUCAUGGACAUAGCUAAGGGGGGGGGCAGCUUUCCCCUACAAUCAAGUAAAUUAAUAAAAAUAUUUAACUAACUGAGGUUCUGGCACCCCAACAUGAAGCCUGCCCCCCACAACAGAAAUCUUGAUAACAUUUAAUAAAAAUACUUAAAAAAAAAGAAAAAACAGAUUGCGGUGGGGGACUUCAAUAUAUGCCCAGAAGCAGCUUAUUAUGAGGAAAUGCUGUGGCAUAAAGUGUUUCAGUAAACUCUCAGUUGCUGAAAACACAAUUCAGGUUGUCACUUCUGCUGCCUUCUAAACUGAAAGAAACUGCAUUUACCACAAACUGUUUUGUAGCUCAUGGCUGGCUAUUUUUCUUUCCUACUCCUUGAGAGCAAGUGUGGCAUAAUGGUUAGAAUGCUUGCUGUGACCACACCUGAAAUACUGUGUCCAAUUCUGGGCACCAAUUUAAGGAGGAUGUUGACAAACUAGAAGGUGUGCAGAGGAUGAUCCAAGGUCUGGAAACCAAGUUAUGAGGAAUGGUCAAGGGAGUUGGAUAUGUUUAGCCUGCUAAGUUCUUUCUUGACUUAAGCAUUUAUUCAUUUACUAAGCCUUAGUACAUCAAAAUCUUGAGGGAGAAUUUCCUGAAGAAAGAAAUUAAACAUUGUAGCUUAAGCCAAGAAGAAAUGUAACAUAUAGACUUGAAUGUUUAUAAAUAUAUCAAAACUGUAAGAGAGAAUUUACUGAAGAAGCCCGAGACUCUUAAUGGGCGUAACAGGUGACAAACGCCGGCACCCUGUCUAAUUAUUGUGCGUAACAUCACCGACAGUUCGUUUGAUCAAACUUAUCUUCGUUGAUAUCUAACCCUUGAGCGCAACAUUGCUGACACUUCAUUUGAUCAAACUUACUUUUGUUUAUAUCUACAGGAGCCUGGCUAAAGGACCUUUAAAGACUGAAUCUUCCUUUUGGACACAAUUUGAAUGAGUUUUCUGUUUGUGGCUUCUGUAGUAGAUCUUGUACAUUGUUCUCUCAAGUUUUGGAUUAUUAAUAUAAGUUUUAGAACGUAGAAUGGUUUGGUAGUGUUUUGUGUGCUGCUUAUGUGCUGCUUACUUUAUACUGGUCUACUACCAACUUUGAGAAGGAGCGGAGAGGGCUCUAGGACCCUGCCAGAGCCCUCAUACCUGCUUCCCAAAGCCUGGUGUCUCCCCUACCUGGCUUUGGGAAGGCGGCUUUGGGCUGGAGAGGGUGUCAAAUUUUGGCCUCACACAGGACGCAAUAUUACCCAGGUCCACCCCGAUGACUGCCAUGUGUCUUCCUCAGCCUGGCAGCAGACCGGCUUCCCAGUGCCCUGAUCCUGCCCACCUGCCUUGCUUACCUGGACUAUGGCUGUUAUCAAGGAGACAGAGCAGUGACCUAUUUUCACCUAAUCUUGUCACGGUGAGUUUUUGCUCCUGGACUCUCACUUCUGUGCAUUGCACGUCAACACAUUCUUUAGCAUUCCUAAAAUUAUAGAAUCACAGGGACUCAUGGGUCAUCUGCGCUAACCCCCUGCAAGGCAGGAAUCUCAAAGCAACCCAGAGCUAUAAAAUAACCUUUCAUACAAUCUUUAUCUAGGGUGUGUUUACUGAGAUUGCUGGAUUGUUGAGCUCAAAGGUUAAAAGUUACCUGACUGCUUUACCCUUUGCUAUUGCAAAUGCAACCAGCACAACUUCCACAUCCCAGAGAUCUUUCCCCAUUGUCAUGUGAAGAAGAAUCGUAAAUGGAAGCAUUUGGGAAGCCUGCCAAGCCAUGUGAUGUUGUUUCUCAACACUGUAGACCUUGUUUCUCAGUUACUGUUUUUGGCCAUGGAAAAAGACUGCUAAAUAUUUUCAAACCCAUGUCUUUCCUGCCAAGAUUUGCUUCCCUCCGUCCAAUUGGAGCAAACAGCUGGGAGGGACUGUUGCUCAAUGACACCCUUUAAAAGCUCUCUUCUCUCCACUCCAAGAAGAAUUUCAGAGUGGAAGAGGUGGACUAGGCAGCACGGUGAAUCCUUGGGCCAUUGCCUCAUCACAUCUGCAGUCUUCACAGGUCUGUUGUAUAGCUUUCAGUCUGCAAAUAUUAAGUUGUUGUCAGGUAUACCAGUUACAGUUGUUUAGGGCAGGUGAAUGUCAUAUUUCUAGUCAUCAGAAGGUAUCAGGGUCUUUGUAAAGGACAGACUUGAAGGAUAAAAUGGCAUAUGAAAUGUUGAAAGGGAUCUGGACGAGUUUAACAGAGCACACCUGCUGGUUUCACUGGAGUAAAAGCACAGGAACUUACGAAGAAGCAAGAACAACUAAAAUAGCUUACUUUCAAAAAUGAAUGUGAGGAAUGGAGAAGACCAAAUCACUAAGGAAUUAGUGUCAGGAUAUCCUCUUUAAUAAGUUUCCUAAGUGUAAUAUCCCGUUAUGAAAUCACUGGUUUUUUAUUGAAAGGAAUAACUGAGUAUUGCUUUUACCCAGGCAUAGGCAAACUCAGCCCUCAGAUGUUUUGGGACUACAAUUCCCAUAAUCACUGGCCACUGGUCCUGUUAGCCAGGGAUGAUCGGAGUUGUAGUCCCAAAACAUCUUGGAGGGACGAGUCUGCCUGUGCCUGCUUUUACCUAUAUUACAAUUUCUAGAGGAGUGCAUAGAAUGUUCUACAAUCUUGUGAGGUAGGUUAUUAAAAUUUUGCUAAUAAAAAAGGGAGGAUGAGAAAGUAUAGUUUCUUCCCCGUCACUUAGUGGCAGAGGUGGUUUGUAAACCCACUGGAUCCAUCCCUCUUAGUUGUAGAGAGUUUCUCUCUAGACCGUUCCAUGAUUUGCUUCUCUUGCAAGAAAAUAUGGCCUGGACGUUAACCAAACCAUCUGCAUAGAGACAAGGCAUGCAAAGGUCUGGCUGGAAUCCAUACUGCAGAAUGAAUUAUACAGCCUGGGGCUAAAAGAUAACAGCUUGUCAAAGCCAUGGCGGUUGAGCUCACAGUGGAGGGUGAGAUUUGAGCUGGGGCUUCUGGCUCAUAGUUGAAGAAGCUCCGUUGUUAUGAAUAUCAGGACACAGGUGUAACUUUUCAUUUACCAAAAGUGAGGUACCUUGGUUGAGGGCUCCUCUUCCAGGCAGCACCUGAGGUGAUGCAUGGAGGCUGGCCAUAAUAAAAAAAAGAACAUGUCUGAAGGCCCACUUGCUAUAACUUUACAUGUUUAUGGACCUAGUCAGUUCUGAGACCUGGUGAAUUAUGGCAAAAAGCCAUAGUCUGACAGAGGCAUCAUUUAUGCUAAUCAUAGAAUCAGAAUUGUGGUCAGAAGGGACCCCAAGGGUCAUCUAGUCCAACCCCCUGCAAUGCAGGAAUCUCAGCUGAAGCAUCUCUGACAGAUGGUCAUCCAACCUCUGCUUAAAAACCUCCGAGGCAUGGGUGGUGGAAAGGGGAAAGUUGCCACCCAGAACUGUUAACAAGGGUCGCCAUAAACGCCCAGAGCUAUGAGAAAAGGUCCUCCUGCUUCUUCACUUCUAGACCUACUUUCCAGAAUAUGGAGUAACAUUGUGGGACAUUUAUUGGAUCUGGGAGAACAGGGUAAAAGCCACGGCUUGGCCCUCAAGUGAGGCCUUUGGCCAGUCAUUGUCUCUCAGCCUCACCUACCUCACAGGGUCAUUGUGAGGAUAACAUGGGAAAUGGGAAACCAGGAGGGCCACCUUGAGCACUUUGGAGGAAAGGUGGGGUAUAAGGGGAAAGGAGUCAUAGAAUCAUAGAAUUGUAACGUAGGAGGGGAUCCCAAGCAGCUCAGCUGGUCCAACCCUCUGUGAUGCAGGCAUCUCAACUACAGCAUCCCUGACAGAUGGCCAUCCAACCUCUGCAUAAAAACCUCUAAGGAAGGAGAGCCCACAACCUCUCAAGGGAGACUGUCCCACUGCCAAACAGCUCUUACUGUCAAAAAGUUUUUCCAGAUGUUUAGUUGGAAUCUCCUUGCUUGUCAGUUGAAGCCAUUGCCUUGAGUCCUACCCUCCAGAGCAGGAGAAAACAAGCUUGCUCCCCCUUCCAUGUGACAGCCCUUAAGAUAUUUGAAAAUGACUAUCAUAUCUCCUGUCAGUCUCUAUCAUCUUGGUUGCCCCCCUCUGCACAUGUUUCAGCUUGUCACCAUCCUUCUUAGAUUGUGGUGCCCAGAAUUGGACAGAGUAUUCCAGGUGUGGUCUGACCAAGGCAGAAUCGAGUGGUACUAUUACUUCCCUUGAUCUGGAUACUAGACAUCUGUUGAUGCAGCCUAGAAUAGUGUUAGCCUUUUUUGCUGCUUCAUCACACUGUGGACUCAUGUGAAGCUUGUGGUCUACCCUAAACCCUUUUCACAUGAACUGCUAGUAAGCCAGGUGUCUCCCAUGUUAUAUUUGUGCAUCUGGUUCUUUCUGCCUAAGUGUAGAACCUGACAUUUCUCCCUAUUGACAUUCAUUUUGUUAGCGUGCACCCAGUUCUCCAAUCUGUUAAGAUCAUUUUGAAUUCCGAUUCUGUCUUCUGCAGCAUUGGCUACUCCUCCCAGUUUUGACCUUGACAGAUUAGAGAACUGGGCCAAAACAAAUAAGAUGAAUUUUAACAGGGAGAAAUGUAAAGUAUUGCACUUGGGCAAAAAAAAUGAGAGGCACAAAUACAAGAUGGGGGACACCUGGCUUGAGAGCAGUACAUGUGAAAAGGAUCUAGGAGUCUUGGUUGACCACAAACUUGACAUGAGCCAACAGGGUGACGUGGCAGCUAAAAAAGCCAAUGCAAUUCUGGGCUGCAUCAAUAGGAGUAUAGCAUCUAGAUCAAGGGAAGUAAUAGUGCCACUGUAUUCUGCUCUGGUCAGACCUCACCUGGAGUACUGUGUCCAGUUCUGGGCACCACAGUUCAAGAAGGACACUGACAAACUGGAACGUAUCCAGAGGAGGGCAACCAAAAUGGUCAAAGGCCUGGAAACGAUGCUUUAUGAGGAACGGCUAAGGGAGCUGGGCAUGUUUAGCCUGGAGAAGAGAAGGUUAAGGGGUGAUAUGAUAGCCAUGUUCAAAUAUAUAAAAGGAUGUCACAUAGAGGGAGAAAGGUUGUUUUCUGCUGCUCCAGAGAAGCGGACACGGAGCAAUGGAUCCAAACUACAAGAAAGAAGAUUCCACCUAAACAUUAGGAAGAACUUCCUGACAGUAAGAGCUGUUCGACAGUGGAAUUUGCUGCCAAGGAGUGUGGUGGAGUCUCCUUCUUUGGAGGUCUUUAAGCAGAGGCUUGACAACCAUAUGUCAGGAGUGCUCUGAUGUUGUUUCCUGCUUGGCAGGGGGUUGGACUCGAUGGCCCUUGUGGUCUCUUCCAACUCUAUGAUUCUAUGAUGUCAUCUGCAGAUUUGAGGAGCAUUCCCUCAAUUCCUUCAUCCAAGUCACUUAUAAAGACAUUGAACAACAAUGAGCCCAAGACAGAACGCUGUGACACCCCACUUGUCACUUUUCCCCAGGAUGAUGAGGAAUCUUUAAUGAGUACUAACAAUUUCCCUCUUAAACACACGUUUUACCUUUUGAAACAUGGUAAAAAUAUGGCUGCUGAAAGACCUUUCUGAUGGGGAAAGUCAACAAGAGAAAAUGACAUCAAUGACUACCUUUGGUAUCUUGCCUGCAGGGGAAUUUUGUGGCUUCCUAGUGCAGAAAUUGUUGCUGGUUUGAACUAGAAGAGAAAUAAAGUAAAGCUUAUCUUCACUGAGGGAGGUGUUCAGAGGUCAUGGAUGUAUUUAUUUUGUGGACGUGCUGGUCAGACCUGCCUGGUUGAAAUAAUUAUCUCUCGAAGUGCCAUGGGGAAGGUUCAGAGAUCCAGGUGAUAAGUCAGCUAGUGCCUGAAAUGGAUAUUCAUCACUGUUUAGUGCUGUCGGCAUACUUUGCCUGUCAUGAAAGAAGGAACGUGUUGGGCAACAACAAAUGGGAUUAAAUCAGUCAUAGUGUUGUUGAAAGAGCAUGACAUAUGCACACACCAGCUAAGACCCAGAUAAGUCACCAGAUAAGACACCAUAUGAUUCUAUCAUUCUGUGAUUCUAAGACCAGGAUGGAGAGGGUACUUCUGAUCCCUCCCCAUGAGACGCUCAGGGAGACUGGCAUGCACAGCCCCCUACAAUUCCCCUGGCAUGGUUACUGGCAAACCUGAGCUACACUUGGUGGGUCGUGCGGUGGGGGGGGGGGGAGGCCAAGGGGCUCCCUCCCAUAGGAACCACUUAAAAAAAAAAUUAUUGAGAAUUUUAAGAUUACAAAGAAACAAAGAAAAAACAAGUAACAUUUAAACAAUACGAAUCAAUAAAAAAAAAACAAAAAGAGAAAAAAACAAAACACAUAAUGCAUCAAAAUCAAAAAACAAAAAUAGACAAAAAAUUUAAAAACAAAUCCAAUAUUCCCAAAUCAUUAACUGUCAUUACCUUCUUUCAUCGACCUCCUCAUACCUCCCUUUUUUGUAUUCUAGUUGUUAAUUAUCUCAGCAAAUCCUUUCCAUCUUUCAUAAUAUUCUGUCAUUAAAUUACCUUAAUCUAUUUUAAGGGUUAGGGUUAGGGUUACCAUAAAAGGCCCUAAAACUUAAAACUUAAAUCUUAUUUAUACCAAAUUCUCUUAACCAUGACAUAUUCUUACAUAAUUCUUUUUAACAUUUCUGCUAAAGCCAAAUAAUUUCAUUCCAACAUUUUUCUAAUACUCUUUACUUUUACAAACUUUUCCUAAAUAAAUUGUUUAAAACUUUCUUCGAAUCUUCAUCCAGCGUUUCUUUCUCCUGGUCUCGGGUUUUGUCAGUCCUUUCUAUCCCAUCCAUCUUGUCCAUCAACCUGGUAACCUUAUAUCCGAGGCCCUUGGAUCUCUUCCAUGUCCCAUCCGCAGAUCUUCUUCAUAUUUAUACCUGUGCUUUACUUUGUCUUCUUCUCCUUUCACUCGGGGAGACGCCAGCUUGACAGUGUUUUUGUCCCUUCUCGACAGAUCAGCCCCUUUUCCAAAGUCAACACUGAACUCCAUGUGGUAUUUAAAAACAUGUUUCAAAGUCCCUCCAAAGUUAAGGGCCCGCACAACCCCGGACGCCUCCCAGCCCAAAGCCAGACUUGAAAGGUCAAAACAUCCCUGCAUAGGGGGGUCUAUCCAGCCCCCCAUCUCCAAACCAAACAGAACUCUGUCUCUCCAAAUCUGGCUUUCUCCAGGUUCAUUCAUCAAGUCCAACAACUCAUGUUCCUGCUGGGCCGCAGUUCCCUCCAUCUCUGCCUCACUAGGUCCAGCAACAGCCUCCUCCCUCAUCUGAUCUGUCAAAGCACACUCCUGAGUUAACUCCUGAGUGGGUUCUAUAUAAGUACCCACUGCCUGUCCAAAAUUUCCGAUCCCAACAGUCAUCAAAUCCAUCUUCUCAUGUAACUGUUCCAAUAAAGCACUUGUCUUACAAAAGGCCAACACCAGAGCCUCCGAAUACAUUGUUGUUGAAGGUCAGAGUCUGUUCCCACGAUCUUAAUCUAUUGCAGCUUCAAAGCUCCCCAGUUCGAAUUUAAUAACAGUUUCACAAGCUCCCUCUAGGGGAAAAAACUUCUAUUUUAUCCAUCUCUCUCCUUUUUUUUUUUUUAAGCAAAUCUAACAACAAAGUUUCCUUUUUCAGAUAUUUUGUCAAUAUUUUGUUCCUUUUAGAUGCGAAGGGGAACAAUGGAAUCAAUAUGUUUCUCUUCUUUUAACUUCUUUUAACAUCUGUCCUGACACCCCGCUCCCAGGUUCAGGACGGUGGAGAAUUGCUUUUCUUUACUUGUCUUCUGCAAGUUUAAUCAGUCCAGAAAAAGUUCCCCCCUCUUCUCCUGCUUCCAAGGGGGGGUUCAGUAAUUUUAAAUGAUGAAAAUUGAUCCUUUACAACGAUUUUCUAAGCUCUAGCUUGCCGUGUCUUUGCUUCAAUCUAUUUACAAAAAGCGGAAGGCAGACUUCCUGUUUAGACCUUCCCGCUUCAGUGCCAAAUUAAAGGAAAUUUCCUAUUCCAAUUUUCCGUUCUACUCACGGACAGUUAUUUAAGCUCCAAUUGUCCACAGGAAAAAGUCAGUGCUCUCCGGCAACAGCAAUGCGGCUUCACUCCGUGAAAGAAGCAGGCUUCUCCCGCCUGUGGUUUUUGAUGGGUCUCCGCCUCGCCGUGGCGGUUCAGACCCUGUUUUCCACGGAGCGGAUUCCUCCCGAUCGGAGGAAAUCCGCCAUUGCCAGAGGCGCCAACCCGGAAGUCCCCAUAGGAACCACUUUCAGCUUGCUGUGCAUGGCUUUCUUUCACAAUCCUGGGCAGAAGCCCCUAUUGAAAAGCCUCUCAAGCCUUGCAGGCAUCCUGAUAUCCCUUCCUUUCAUCUACGGUGAACCUCUUACGAUAUUGGUGCCCAUUUCCAUGACCCCACUGGCCCUUCUGCUAUAGGAAGGAGGCCCCCUGCUUCACCAGUAAGCCUUGAUGCCCCACCGUCAUGUUCAUCAAACAACAUUCAUAGGCAAAUAAUUCCUCCACACACACAAAAAACACACCAUGCAUUUCCCCAAGGUGGAUUCUUCCUAAGGCUUUCCCACAGUGACUGAAGCACAAAUGUUCUCCUGUUGGCCAAGGGACAACUGAGCCUCCAGGCUGCCAGGAACUGCACACAGAUCAGCUGUGAAAGCAUGAACACAAGGAACGGAGUCAGCACUAAAAAGUGGAUAUGAGUGUUGUAUUUAAGAUUCUUUACUGUGUUUAUCAUUUGCUCAACUCUCCACUGCACUCCUGCUGCUGGUGUUUGAAGUUGGGCACACAUGACAUCAGCCACAAUCCAUCCGUAUUCUGCAGCUUCCUGAGAAAAACCUACAUUUGACUCAUUUACCUUCACACCAGUGCAAUUUUCUCAUAGGCACACUUUGCAAACAAUUUUGACUAAUACAAUUCAUUUUGUAUGCUAUUUUUUAAAAUUUUAAUAUAUGGCUUUUAAUGUACACUUUUCCCUAAUAUAUGCAAUUUUGUUCCUCUUUUGGGUUGAAACCAAUUUCAAAGGAAAGGUGCAGAUCUGGUCAGGUAUUAUUUUGGGAAUUGCAAAACAAGUUCAGGGAGAUAUGUGUGCCUGGAUUAUUGAAGGUGCAAGAGUGUGAACUUUAUGGAAAUAAGUAUCUCUUUCUCCUCCUAGCCUAG